Molecule: messenger RNA, 1137 nt
Organism: Drosophila kikkawai
Lineage: Eukaryota; Metazoa; Arthropoda; Insecta; Diptera; Drosophilidae
Source: RefSeq, a predicted model, not a curated record
AUUUUCCCCUCUGGCAGUGAUCAGUGAUCAUGUUCUGCUGAACGCGGCCUUCAGUAAAAUAUCGAUCAGCAGCAACUAUCGAUGCAGUGUUUUGCAACAUGUACAAGCCGUUUGGGUGCCUCGAUUUCUACAGCGUUUUGGGUGUGGAUAGAGACGCCUCGGUGGAGGAAAUCAAGGAGGCCUUUCGUCAGCUGGCCUUGCGCUAUCAUCCCGACAAGAGCAGAUCUCGCGCUACGGAAGAAAAGUUCAAGAUAAUUCUACACGCCUACAAUGUGCUGACGGACGAAUAUCAGAGAUAUAAUCACGACAAUGAUCUAAGGCGGAGGCAGGAUCGAAACUUCAACAGAACCCAUCCGCGCCAGGAGGAGACGGAUCAUAGACAGGAACCAAGUCUCAGCCAGAGAUUUUGGAGGUGGCUGAUUCCGGACUGCAUUUUUGUGGUAUUUAGCCAGUUGAGGCUGUGGCUUACGACAUACUGCCAGUUGGGAUUCAUCUUUGCGAAGUCUGGCUACAGAAAAUGCUGCCAGCGGGCAACGGUGCUCCUCAUCAAGCUAGGGCCAAAAGUUAAGGAAUGUGCUGUCGGUUUGGGAGGGACAGCAGCAGUACUGGUCAAGUGGUCUCUAUGUGCCUUCAUCAAAUUGUUUUGGUGGAAUAUUAAGCAGUUGAUGGCUGAGCUGUUCUGGGCCUUCGUAAGGGCACCUGGCAACCCCAUCCAAAAGCUCAUAUGGGUGGGCUUCGCCUGGCAGAUCACAAUUCUAGGUCACGACAUGGGGGCUUGGCCUUGGGUAGGUUGGCUAAUGCUAAUGAUAAUUCAUUUCUCGUUGAUUUUCAUUAUGUUUGGGGUAAAAAUUAUUAUAUUCAUACUCUUAAACACGAUUCCAAGUCCAUCAUUAUUAUAAUUUAUAAGAAAUUACAAAAAAAAAAUUCCAUUAUUAAUUAGUAGUAAAAACAAUGCUGUCUGUUAGUAAUUUAGUAAUUUAUUAAAUUAUUUAUGGGGGGGAAAUAUAAAUAAAGUAUCGGCAUCGAUAUUUAUUUGAUCUGGAACUAGGGCUGUGAAAAUAUUUUAAAAAUAUCGCAGCAACGAUAUGUAAUUUUAAAAAAUAUUUCAAACGAAUAAAAUAUUUAUCAUCCGAAAAA